This is a messenger RNA of Schistocerca cancellata (South American locust), 366 nucleotides long. RefSeq names its product ejaculatory bulb-specific protein 3-like. The coding region runs from base 1 to 366 and encodes 121 amino acids. The record is from RefSeq and is a predicted model, not a curated record. NCBI's taxonomy places the organism in Eukaryota, Metazoa, Arthropoda, Insecta, Orthoptera, Acrididae. The transcript is spliced from 2 exons.
AUGAGGGUCUGCACUGUGGUUUUGGUGCUAGCAGUGGCUCCCGCUGUUCUGGCUGGCUACUUCCAGUACUUCGACAACUUCAAGAACAUCAACGACGACGAUGUAAUCGACUGUAUGGUGAAAGAAAAGAUAGACAGUUGCAGCGACAUACUGCGCGAAAUCAAGGAUAAAUUUGAUGACAUACUGGCAACCAACUGCGGGGAAUGUGAUGUGGAGGAGAGGGAGGAGUUCAUGAAAUACGCGGCAGGAUUCUCGCACCGCCACGCCGAUGUGACCAAGAUGAUCUUGGACAGAUACGACCCCGAAAGGAAGUACGAGAAGAAGUAUGGAGAAGUGUGGGCCGAGAAGGGCAUCGCUCUGCUCUGA